Leishmania mexicana MHOM/GT/2001/U1103 is the source of this 2880-nucleotide messenger RNA. Its product is annotated as protein kinase-like protein. Gene Ontology annotation, molecular function: ATP binding; cyclin-dependent protein serine/threonine kinase activity. The record is from RefSeq and is a predicted model, not a curated record. The coding region runs from base 1 to 2880 and encodes 959 amino acids. The transcript has a single exon. Gene Ontology annotation, biological process: protein phosphorylation; regulation of mitotic cell cycle. Lineage: Eukaryota; Euglenozoa; Kinetoplastea; Trypanosomatida; Trypanosomatidae. Gene Ontology annotation, cellular component: nucleus.
AUGCAGGUCAACUCGCUCUUGGAGCGCAUGCGAAAGGUGCGGCAGGAGAAGGCCGCCGCCGCUGCCGCCGCUGCCGCCGCACCACCAGCAGUGACCAACGCGAUCACCACCGUCUCUGCUGCAAACGCCGCGAGCAGAGACGCACCCGUGUCGAGCGUCGCUGACGCGGAUACCGCGGGUAGUGGCGGCGGGGUCGUGUCGUCAUCGUUGCUGACGGGUGUGACGGUGCCGGCCCCGCCGCCCGUGUUCGCCUCUCCGUCCUCGGCGCGGCUUGAGUACCGUGACAACGCAAAGGAUCCACUCUGUGUGUCCUUCACAUGCGACAUGGUCGUGCCGGUCCUCAACACGCUCCUCAGCGAUCACCAGCGCGGUUCACCGUCAACGGUUGCCGCUGCUGCUGCUGCUGCUUCCGAAAGCCUUAAUGGUGCCGUGGUGCCCAUGAUGAAGGAAGCGGUUGACAGCAUUGACACGACUGGGGGCGAUGCCCGUGACGUGAAUACGUCGAGCAGUGCUUCUGCAAAGAUCCCGGGCGCCGGCCGUGACAGCAGCGGGAGGGAGAGCCACCCUAUUGUGGUGGCGAAGGCUGUCGUACGUCUUCGAGAGGUGCUGGCAGCGCAAGGGCCUCCGCCGAUGCCCCAGAAGACGACAGUGGAGAGCGCGUCAUCCAGCACCACCGGCACUGCCACUGCUGCUGGCGCGUCGGUCUCUUCUCUUCACCCAUCUAGCGCUUCCUUGUUUGAUGAUGCAGCGUACAAUACUGCCUGCGCCAUGGCCCGCGUUGAUGUCUCCGGCGCCGUUCGACCCAUCUGCCGGGAUGUGAACUACUACACUCGCGUCGGCCGCAUCUCACAGGGUGUGUACGGCGUCGUCUUCCGCGCGGUCACCACGGCGGACUACGAGCGGCAGCAUCGGCAACAAUCUCGCCACCGCGUGACUCGACAGGGCUCAGCCGCCUCGUCAGCCGCUCCACCGCGAGCGCACGUGCGCACAUAUGCUCUGAAGCACAUAAAAAAGAUGUGGCUAGAGGACUCGCAGGUGGGGCUUCCGCCGUACUUGAUGCGAGAGAUCGAUCUGCUGCUGCGGUUGCAGCACCCCAACAUCAUGGGUGCGCUGGAGCUCGUCUUGCUAGACCCGACGCCGGUCCCGCGCCGCCUGGAAUCACCACCCAAAUCGUGCUCGUCCUCCUCGUCGUCGUCGGAGUCACCCCCCUCGUCCUCGUCGUCGGAGUCGCCAUCAACCGAGCAGCACACAGAGGAGGCCGUGGUGUGCGAUCGCGCCCUUCGCCGGCUUCGCUCCACGGCGGAGGACACAACGGGGCAAAGCUUAGCGAAGAAGGAAAAGAUCGACAACGCCGAAGAGCCACUGCCGCAGCGGGAGGAGGCCCGCCCCGCCACGCAAGCUCAAACUACAAGUGAGAAAGGCACUGCUCAGGACGCUGCUGUCACACGACCGCUGGCCGCCGUCGGCGCUGCAAGCAAGGCGAAGGACGUCUUCCUUGUAAUGGACUACUGUCCCUACGACCUGGGGAGCUACAUGCGGCGGUACGCGACUGUGGCAGAGCUGCACGGCGACGGCGGCGACUGCAAGUCUUCUUAUGCGAGUGCACAGGUGCCGUACUUCCACAUCACCCCACGCAACGCGCAUCCGCAGGCGGCGGUGAGCUACGUGGCACGCGCCAAGUCCAUUGUGUACCAAAUCUUGCGCGCCGUGGCGUUUCUGCACGACAGCCGCAUUCUCCACCGCGACCUGAAGACGUCGAACGUGCUGCUUGGCGAGGAUGGCUACGUGAAGGUGUGCGACUUCGGCCUUGGUCGCCUCUACCGUGAAGGCCAGGCGCUCACCCCCACCGUUGUGACGCUCAUGUAUCGCGCGCCAGAGCUGCACUUUGGUGUCGUUGACUACUCUCAUAAAAUGGACAUCUGGUCGGUCGGGUGCAUCUUUGCCGAACUCUUCCUGCGACGCCCGCUUUUCCACGCCUCGACCGACAGUCACCACCUGCUGGCCGUGUGUGAGGUGCUAGGUAUUCCGACGGAGGAGUCGUUCCCUGGUUUGUAUCACCUUCCCCAGACGAAGACAAUGAUGCAGUCGCUGCCGCGCUGGAACCGCACGUCGCGGCUGGCGAGCCUCUUCCAACGUGGCGCUGUCCUCCCCACCGUAGCGCACGGCGAUGUUCCGGUGGCGGCGGAGGGUGCGCUGUUGCCUGAAAGCGGGGUGGAUCUGCUCGCGUCGGUGCUGCAGUGGAACCCGCGCCGCCGCCCAUCUGCCGCCGAGGCUCUGCAGCAUUCAUUCUUCAAGGAGGAACCGCUGCCAUGUGCGCCGGCAGAGCUGAUGAAGCCGAUGCCGUGGAUGGAUGCUGCCACUGUUGCUGGUCAUGCCAUGCCCGCCUCAGCACUUGUUCGCGAGGAUCGGCGCGAUCAGCCUGGGAGCCGGGGGUCUCAGGAUGGCCCUUCCACGACAAUGCAGAUGGCACCAGGUACAACUGGACGGCCGUCUUCGGCGACUGUACCACCAGCUAUGCAGCAUGUGGCAGACAUUCCCAGCGGAGUGGAGGUGACUGUCGGAGCCGUCUCAUCGGCGUGUGAAGGUGCGACUGCUGCAGCGCCGCUGGCGAGCGCCUCACCAAAUACGUUCCCUGGAAGCAGCCGUAACGUUGUCGUGAGCGACAUUGUUGGCGACCGAUACCAGCAGGCCAUCGGUACCCGUGACUACAGCGGCAGCGAUGGGGACCUCGCAGAGGAGGACGAAGGGGAGCAACGGCUGCAGCUGCACACGCGGCGCAGCACGCGGGACCAGGCCGAAGAUGAUGACGACAGUGAUGCAGAGGCGGAGCGAGUGGGGCGACAAGUGCGGCUCCUCGCGAGCCAAGACCGAGAUGCGUGA